AUGCCUUCAUUACUUCAAGCAUUCUAUGUCCUCGCCCUCCUCAACUUAGUCUUCGCCGCUCCACACCCAGCACAAAAGCGAAGCUUCAAGGUUGAACGAGUUGCGAACCCUAAUUAUGUCGGACGAACAGCCGGUGCCGGUACAAGAGCUCUUAUCAAGGCAUACAAUAAGCAUUCCAUGACCCUCCCAGCUUCAUUGGUCGAAGCCAUGAACAAUGGUGCGAACCCUGCCUUCCCAAAUGGAAACUCCAAGGCCGCAACUGGAAGUACAACUGCGGUAGCCGCAGCUGCAAGUGGUAGCGGAGCUGCAGGAACUGGUGUCGUCGCUGCUACCCCAGAGACCGGAGAUACCGAAUACUUGUCGGAAGUCGACAUCGGUGGACAAAAAAUGAACAUGGACUUUGACAGUGGAUCCUCCGAUCUUUGGGUCUUCAGCACUCAACUCCCAACAGCUUCCCAAGCUGGUCACCAAAACUUCGAUGCAUCCAAAUCUACCAGCUUCAAGGCGAUACAAGGUUCUACUUGGUCCAUCUCAUACGGUGAUGGAUCAGGAGCUGCUGGUAACGUUGGAACCGACACCGUUAACAUUGGAGGAGCAACUGUCACUGGACAAGCCAUCGAAAUGGCCACCGCGGUCUCCGCAUCCUUCGUCUCCGACACCCAAUCUAACGGACUUGUCGGUCUCGCAUUCUCUAAACUCAACACCGUCAAGCCUGCUCAACAAAAGACAUUCUUCGACAACGCCAUGGCCCAAGGUCUCGCCCAACCAGUCUUCACUGCCGAUCUCCGCAAAGCUGCCGCUGGCUCCUACGAAUUCGGAAACAUUGAUGCUACCAAGUUCAACGGAUCCCUGACCUGGGCUGCCGUCAAUACCACUCAAGGAUUCUGGCAAUUUAGCUCCUCUAAAUUCACCGUUGGAGGUGGUGCCGCCACUGCUGUACCUAACGGACAAGCUAUUGCUGAUACCGGAACCACUCUUAUGUUGGCCGAUCCUAACAUUAUCAAUGGCUACUAUAGCAAGGUUCAAGGAGCUGUCAACAACCAAACUGUCGGUGGUGUUACAUUCCCAUGCUCUGCGAAGUUGCCAGAUUUGGCCGUCGAUGUUGGAGGAACCUAUAUGGCUAUUGUUCGUGGUGAUGAUAUCAACUAUGCUCCUGUUGAUAGCACUGGUACUACCUGUUUCGGAGGUCUCCAAGCCACUACCUCCAACCUCCAGAUUUACGGUGACAUUAUGUUCAAGUCUCAAUUCGUCGCAUUCAAUGGAGGAAACAACUCCCUUGGAAUGGCUCCUCAUCAAGGAUAG
This is a messenger RNA of Sclerotinia borealis F-4128, 1302 nucleotides long. Lineage: Eukaryota; Fungi; Ascomycota; Leotiomycetes; Helotiales; Sclerotiniaceae. The record is from the annotation of a GenBank genome assembly.